CUUGUCAAUCAAUAUAGGGCGGAACGCUGGGCAGGGCCACAUCAGUGAGCGACACGCCAGCCUCGUUACCCUCCCUGCCUCCGUGACUAGGCACCCGGAGGCACCCAGGGGACCAAAGCCGGGUGCGGAGCACCGGGGCGGACUUGUGGGGGGCUCCAGGGACUCACCGAUGCGCUGUCCCACUGGAGAGCUGAACGGGUUCCCCAGGAGAAAGUCCAUCGCUGCUACCGCCGCUGCCACCAACCCCGGGAAUCAGCUGACAGCAACCGCCAGCUCCGCCGACCCGUCACGUGACGCGCCCGACGACCGGCGAAUUGGCGUGGGCGGGGCGGCGGCACCACGGAGCUCGACCACAGGCCCCGCCCUGACGCCGGAGGGUCCCGCCCCCGAGGCGGAGGGCGACGACCUCGCUGCGGCUUCGUCGGCGGCUGCGGCGGGCGACAAGCACUACGUCACAGCCUCCUUUGAGAAUUUCACAAAAGCCAUGAGCCUUUCUGAAGAAAGAAGGCAGCGAUACAAUUUUGCUUAUAACCUCAGGGAGUUUCUGGGGUCCCAGAAGUACCACCAUGGACCCCGAAGUACAACCAUGGACCCCAUGCUAAUAAUCACAGAGGCCUUUCCCACCGUUAGAUUCUAAUUUUUUCAGCCUUCCUGGCUGUGUGUGGUGUGUCUGCUGACACCUACACACUAGAUAACUAUCUAUGGGUUAUGGCCUUUUCUGCUGGCAGGUACUCUAAAAAUACAAUAACCAUGGCCUCAGUAGUCUGGCUACUGUGGGUGCUUUAGUAUUUAUUGUGAUGUUUGUGGUUUUUAAAUCUGAAAGCCUAGUAAACUGCACAAAUUUUGGAUAGAAAACCUAAAUUAAGCCAGGCGUGGUGGCUCAAGCCUGUAAUCCCAGCACUUUGGGAGGCUGAGGUGGGCAGAUCAACUGAGGUCAGGCAUCGAAAACCAGCCUGACCAACAUGGUGAAAUGCCGUCUCUACUAAAAUACAAAAAUCAGCUGAGUGUGGUGGUGAACGCCUGUAGUCCCAGCUACUCAGGAGGCUGAGGCAUGAGAAUUGCUUGAACCCAGGGGGCAGAGGUUGCAGUGAGCUGAGAUCAUGCCACUGCACUACAGCCUGGGUGACAGAGUGAGGCUCGUCUCAAAAAAACAAAACCUAAAUUAGAACUUAAUAACUUCUGUAGAUUCACUUGUCUGAGCAGCCAUGGCCCGAUGGUCUUUACUGUACAAUGUAAGAACUGCUUUGAAGUGUUUCCACAACACUCAUGAGACCUGUUCACAAGUACCCCUGCCCCCACGAGUCUGGAUUUCCAUGGGGGCUGGGCUACUAUUUCUGUUUUGCUCACCACUAUUGUCUAACCCACUGACUAGCAUAUGAAAGCUUAAAUAAAUCUACCUUUCAGUAGUGGUAUUUUCAAAUUCUUCCAUUAACCUUUAUUUAUUUAUUUUUAGAGGCAAAGUCUCACUAUGUUGCCCAGGCUGGUCUUGAAUUCCUGAGCUGAAGUGAUCCUCCCACCUCAGCCUCCCAAAGCCCUGGGUUACAGGCAUGAGCCACUAUGCCUGACCCUUCCUUUAAGCUUUUUAACAGGUUCUUGUAAGCUUUAUUCUUCAUGGUUAGAAAAAAAUCCGAAACAACUCAUAUACCCCCAAAAGGAAGUGGAAUCAUAAACUCCAUGCAAACUGAUUACUAUAUAGCUAUUCAAAUAGAAAUGCAAGUAUAUAGAUUUAUUUAUUUAUAAAGACAGAGUCUCUCCAUGUCACCUAGGCUGGAGUACAGCGGCACAAUUGUAGCUCACUGUAGCCCUGAUCUCCUGGGCUCAAAUGUUCUCACACUUCAGCCUUUUAAGUAGGUGGGACUACAGAUGCAUACCACCAUGCCUGGCUAUUUUUAGUUUUUUGUAGAGAUGGAGUUUUGCUAUAUUCCCCAGGCUGGUCUCAAACUCCUGGCCACAAGUGAUCCUCCUGCCUUAGUCUCCCGAAGUGCUGGGAUUGAGCCACUGCUCUCAGCCACUAUAUGGAUUUUAUCAACACAGUAGAUAGGGAUGUAAAUGGCAAACAUUAAGUUAGUAUAAAACUGUCUUUAAAAAGUAUGCUAAUAAGGAGCAAACUGAUUUAGUAAACGGUGUUUCAAUUUACUUUUUCAAGUGUUUUAGUAAUAUUAAUAUCAUGCUUUACUGAGGGUUAAAAUGUUCAAAUUUCUUAAGACUGACAGUCUGCAUAAAUGUAAGCUAUUAUAUCCUUUAAGCUCUUACAGACAAAAAUCAAGAUACCUUACCUUCAAAAUUUAAAGACAAUAGUAUGAUGAGAGUGAAAACCAGCUAGAUAUCUGAACAAUGCAGAGAUCUCAGAUGGCUUUCCUACAAUCACAUCUGCUCAGGACUUGAGAUAACAGAGAUACUGGAAAAAGCAUUCUGAUGAAUUAUAUACAUGAUUUAAAUCUGAAAGUAGCUUGGGUUAGGAAGAGCCUAGGGUUUGGGGUCAGCUAUUCCAGUGUUCUUAUUCUGUCUCUGCCAUUUAUUAGCAGUAUAAACUUAGGAGAAGUACGUUUUUGCAUCUAUAAAGGGAAAUAAUAUUCAUAAGUCUUUGGGGGAGGGUGAGUGAGACAAAGUAUGUACAUUACUCUCACUAACAGCCACUCAGUGAUAUGGUGGUUUCUUCCUUCAUCAGACAUUCACCUUUGAAUUAAUCAUACUAAUUCAGUAUUGAUGACUUUAACACCUUGUGUUUGCACUGAAAUUUUUACCCUGAAAGACUGAAUCUCCAACAUUCAAUAUUCAUAUUAUUAUUAAACAUUUCUGACAGGCUGGCUGGCUGCAGGUCUAGGGACAGGGAAGUAACAUUAUUCUACAGAUGGGACUUUGGAAGCCUAUAAAGAUUAAGUGACUUAUCAACAGCAUUACUAAGCCAGGACAGUACUGAAACAUAUCAUUUAGCACAUGAUUCAGAUGCAAUCCUUAUAGAAGAUUAAUGAACAUUUUCUUGAUUUAGACCAACACCAUAAUGUACAUAGUUUCGUUUGUCAAGAAAUGGAGGGCAAAUUUACAUUUGCUAAGAAAUGGGUUCGCUAAAUUUACAAUUUGCGAAAGGGAAAGUGAGAGCCUCUACAAUCUACAAUGUAAAAACUAACAGAAGCAAAGUAAAGCCUAUGUUGGGAAAAUGGCUAAGUAAUCUCCAUUGUAGGUUGCUUUUUUCUUAAGAAAAUUAUGGUAGAAUAGAGUGAAAAACAGGUUUUAUAAUUUCAUAGCAACUAUGAUUAUCAUGAUUAGGGAAAAGACAGCUGAGACUGGACUACAAAU
Callithrix jacchus (white-tufted-ear marmoset) is the source of this 3297-nucleotide messenger RNA. RefSeq lists its product as uncharacterized. The record is from RefSeq and is a predicted model, not a curated record. Lineage: Eukaryota; Metazoa; Chordata; Mammalia; Primates; Cebidae.